GGCAGCUUAAACUCGCGCUCAGGGCAAGCAUUCAUUGAAAAGAUUGGCCGUGAGGAGCUCUCGGCACCUACUGUGAGCAGCUCUCGGCUGUGGGCAGCUCUCGGCACCUCUUCGAAGUGCUGCAGAGCAGCAAUGGCCCUGGUUGGCCCCGGCGCCCUGCAGGAGUACAGCGCACCAAGUCGAGGCAGACGAGCCAGAGGCAGCGUCUACGUCGACGACCCGGCCGUGGGCUUCUUCGUCGCCGGCUCGUCGAUCGAUGAUUUGAACGGCAUUUACGUCCGGACAAAUAGAUUCGUUCUCCCGCGGCACCACGUCGCGAUGGCCUACGCGCACCAGGAGGGCGGCUGGACGUUGGCGCUCUGCGCGACGGGGGGCGACGACGAUGACUCCAGUGAUUAUGAGGACGAUACGUACGAGUGGCGCUUCAUCGAUGCGCAGCGUGUGGACCGGUUCACGCACGAGGGCGACACGUUGAUUCCAGGCGCCGGGGUGCGCUGGUCUCAUGCUACGAGUGGUGCUGUCGGCGACGGGCACAUCCCGGACGCCACGAGCCUCGUCGCUGGCAAGUCCGAGGAGGAGCUCGAGGACGAGUUGCCGUGGCAAUUGAUAGCUCUCCUCGACGCCGCGAUUACGCGUGACUUGUUACGUUCCCACGCCUGGCGCGAGCAUAAAGUCGAGCGCGCGCGCACGGGCCAGGACCUGCCCAGGCUGGCCGCCGCGUCACUCGAAGCGAUAGCUGCCGCGGACGAAGAGGAAGCGGGCUGGCUCUACCGCGCGGGACCCGAGGGCGCGGAGCUCUUCGCGGCGCCGGACGGCCGCCGGUGCGGGUCGCUCGCCCCGAAUCGCUACGCGAGAAUCGUCGAGAAGGAGGGCGAGUGGCUCCGGCGCGCGGACGGCAAGUGGCUACGGGCCGCAGAUGCGUCGGAGGCGGCCCCGCACGCCGCGGCGCCGUCGAUGCCCGACGAAGUCGAAGCCGACACUGUCUUCGAUCGGCCGUUCGAGGCCCGCAUCGAGGGCGAGGGCGCCGCUGAAAUCGUCGGCGAAGAGGACGACGACGCCGAGGAACCGUCGAGGGCGGAGCCGCCGCCGAUCGUGCCCGCGCAACGAGCAAGGGAUCUGGCCGUCGGCGACUCCUGUGAACUACUGACUGGAUUCGAGCUCGCGGGCCGCACCGGAGUUUGUGGUAAGCCGCGGAGCGCCGGCCGCUAUACCGUGGCGGUUGAUGACCGCACCGUAUCCGUGGCGUUUUGGCAGGUUCACGGCGGCGACGGCGGCGCCGACCACAAGUUGCUGGGUUUGGACCCGAGAGACGUGAUGCCGUCCAAAGGCGCCGUGAUCGACGCCGCCUACCGGGCGGCAGCGCGGGACGCGGCGUAUGCAUCGCGGCUCGUGCGCGGCGCAGCGGCCGUCGACGAGGAGUUGAUUCGCGGCGCACGUGAUAAUCUCCUAGAGGACUACGGUGCGGCGACCAGCUACGAAGCUUCGUCGUCGUGCGACGCCUGGGCGGGCCGGUCGCCGCUGGAGCUCGUGCGCGGCGGCGUAUGUGGUGUAAGAGCGGCCGACGCGGCAGAAGCGGCGUUUUCUUCGUCGAUCGAGGCGGCGGCGCGGGGCGCCCUGGCGCUCAAGCAGGUCAUAUCCCGUGUCCGUGGUGCCGCGAGUCGCGUCGAUGGCGUAUUGAUGGUUUGCGACGGAUAAUGAUAACACAUAAACGCACAGGUCGUCGCCGACGAGCUGCAGCGCGCGAGAGGCCUCGCCUCCCUAGAGGAGGGCGACGCCGUGCUACUGAGGUGCGCCCUGGCGGCGGCCUACGACGCGUGUCGCCGACGCGAGGCGGCGCUCGCGGAGGCCCUGAGGGCGGUCGAAGCAGAGUCCACCAACGCCGCGGCCCUGACGACUUUGGGCUUACUCGAGCUACCGCGGCAGCGCACGAGCGCGCUCGUGACGCUGAAAAGUGCCACGCUCUGCGCCGCGUCAACAAAGGCGCCGGCGGGCGCCUGGGGCGCCGCGCGGGCGGCGUCGGUUCUGCGAGCCUGCACGCGCGCCGCGUCGCUCAAGAACAAAGCCGACGACGCCUAUCUGCGGGGAGAUCUCGAUUCGUCGAUCGAAUUUUACGGCGACGCGAUCGCGACGGCUCCAUCCGAGGACUCGGCUUUUGUGGCGGUAUGUUACUCCAACCGCGCGGCCUGCCGCCGGAGGAAGCGCGACCUCGUGCCCGCGUUGGAGGACUGCGAUCGAGCCUUGGAGCUGUAUCCCGGCUACGCCCGCGCGUUGUUUCGUCGCGCCUGCGUCCUACUGGAGCUGGAUAGACCUGCCGUCGAUGCGUUCGUGGCCGUCGUGCGUUUCGACCGAAACUGGCCGGACCUCGUCGACUGGCUCGCGCGGGCCGAAGCGAGGGAGCGCCGCCGGGCGAACGGCGAGCCGACAAUGCCGCCGCCGCCGCCGUCGUCUGCACCUGCGGCGACCGUCGAUGACAUUCUUGACGAGACCAAGCACGUUGAUUUGUACACGGUCCUCGGUGUCAGCGCGGACGCGACCGAGGCGCAAUUGAAACGGGCGUAUCGGCUUCGUUCUUUGAAAUACCACCCAGACAAAAAGACGGGCAGCACGCUCGCUUUUCAAAGGGUCCGCGAGGCCUUCGACACGCUCUCGGACCCGGCGAAGCGCCGCGCGUACGAUCUGGGCGACGACAUCAAGAAGCCCCAGAAGGACUCGGACUCGUCGGAGUACUCCGACGACGAGCACGCGAAGCCCUCGCUCCGCGAGGAGGUCGAGCGCAAGUACUGGCCUGAGAGGUACAAGUUCCUGCCCUUCGGCGACCCCUUCGUGCAGAAGCGGAAGCUUCGCGCGCGGCGUGCACGCGCCAAGACUCGCUCGUUUUUCUAGACUCGGUCGCUCGCUUCGUGUUUUUAUCGAUAAGUUUUUACACAUACAACACUCUCACCGCGCCGCCCGGGUCGACGUCGUCUCG
This is a messenger RNA of Pelagomonas calceolata, 2968 nucleotides long. The record is from the annotation of a GenBank genome assembly. Lineage: Eukaryota; Pelagophyceae; Pelagomonadales; Pelagomonadaceae.